Triplophysa dalaica is the source of this 801-nucleotide messenger RNA. RefSeq names its product parkinson protein 7 (gene park7). NCBI's taxonomy places the organism in Eukaryota, Metazoa, Chordata, Actinopteri, Cypriniformes, Nemacheilidae. The record is from RefSeq and is a predicted model, not a curated record. Gene Ontology annotation, molecular function: protein deglycase activity. The coding region runs from base 39 to 608 and encodes 189 amino acids. The transcript is spliced from 6 exons. Gene Ontology annotation, biological process: protein deglycation, glyoxal removal; guanine deglycation, glyoxal removal. Gene Ontology annotation, cellular component: cytosol; nucleus.
UAAUAUACAGACGAACACAGGCCCACUGACGCUCAGACAUGGCUGGAAAAAGAGCUUUAGUGAUUUUGGCGAAGGGUGCUGAGGAGAUGGAGACUGUGAUCCCUGUGGAUGUCAUGCGCAGAGCUGGGAUUGCUGUUACUGUGGCGGGUUUGACAGGUAAAGAACCUGUGCAAUGCAGCCGUGAUGUCAUGAUCUGUCCUGAUUCAAGCCUCGAGGAUGCUCGGAAACAGGGUCCAUAUGAUGUCGUUCUGCUCCCUGGAGGUUUGCUUGGAGCUCAGAACCUUUCUGAGUCUCCGGCAGUGAAAGAAGUGUUGAAGGACCAAGAGGGCAGGAAGGGUCUGAUCGCUGCAAUCUGUGCAGGCCCAACCGCGCUGUUGGCUCAUGGUAUUGCAUAUGGCAGCACAGUUACUACCCAUCCGGGUGCCAAGGACAAGAUGAUGGCUGGCGAUCAUUAUAAAUAUUCAGAAGCUCGUGUUCAGAAGGAUGGCAACGUGAUCACCAGCAGAGGGCCAGGAACCAGCUUUGAGUUCGCAUUGACUAUAGUUGAAGAGCUCAUGGGUGCAGAGAUUGCUGCCCAAGUUAAAGCUCCACUAAUCCUGAAGGACUGAACUUCAAACUGUAAAAAUCUGCACAUCUUAAAAUUGCACUCAACAAUCUUCUCCAAUGUUAAACUAAAUUGUUUAAAGUUGUUCUAGCAUAAAAUGUGAACAUUUUGCUUGACAAGUAAAUGCACACUGCGUCAGUCAAGGUGAUAGCUUUCUAUGACGUCACAUGUUCUGAAUAAACUAGUAAACCAAAUAA